Molecule: messenger RNA, 2150 nt
Organism: Geodia barretti
Lineage: Eukaryota; Metazoa; Porifera; Demospongiae; Tetractinellida; Geodiidae
Source: the annotation of a GenBank genome assembly
CUCUUCUCCAUAGGGCCUGGGACGCCAUUAUCACCACAGAUGCAAGAAAAGGUCUCCCAGUUCUGGAUACACUCGGCGAAUAAACAAACGAGACCGGCCCAAAUAAUUACCGGGAUAUUAUGCAAUGCACCCGCGUGUAAAAAUACUACCGGGGGCUGAGCGAAAGGGAUGGAGGGUGGACCGGAGAGAUUGGCCGACUAUUUCCUAGUUGUAGGGCUCGGACAGAACGUGUCGAGGUUCGAGCCGCUACCUUCCACGGAGGAUGUGGAUCUCCAGACGGCUGCUGCGGACCCCAUCACCGACAUUGCCGUGGUGUUCAAGAAGUAUGAGACCUCUCCGAAAGGCUACCACUGUAUUGAAAAGACCCCCGGGGGUCACACAGCCAACCUAAACUCGGGGGCCCUAUUCGGAGGGGCCAUUCACCUGGCGUACUGUCGUGGACGAGACAAGGCACCCAUCACUGAAAUAAGUGUGUUCUAUACCAGUUCAAAGCAGCCACACCCACCUCCUCUGGGACAUGAGACAGUUGCCUUCUCGGUGGGUGGUCGCCCUGCCGACCUCAACAAGGGGGGAACCCCUACUUACAUCACUAUUAAACGAGGCAUUCUCUACGGGCACAACACGGCAAUCACAGAGCUCUGUCUCAUUAUGCCCGGCAAGGGUGAGGAGGUCCCGGCAGGCUACAAGCAGCUGCAAGUCGACCUCAACAAAGGUCUGGUGACUCCAGCCGUAUUUCUCUGUUACCAAACCAGCCAGGUCCAUCCCCCCUCCAUCUCCUUCACCCCUGAGAUCAUAUCAAGGUUCCCGGAGAGGGACUACGCUGAUUUCCUCCUGCCUGAGAGUGUUCCUCUGUUUUGUCUGCCGUCUGGUGUGUCGGUGGAGCACUGGGAUCGCCGCGCCUCCUUCCCCCUCCCCUCCUUCUCCACCUUUGCCCUCACCAAUGAAAGAGGGAUCUGUAUGUAUGGAGCAGUGGUGGCAUUCUAUGAGCAGAUGUCAGAGACGGAGAUCAGGGAAGACAUGCGGGAGUCACUCAAUGUUUCACCUGAGGCAGUGCUCCACGUGACCAAGUGUAUCUGUCUCCUCUCCCACUGGCCCUUCUUCUCCUCAUUCAGAGCCUUCCUCUCUUCUCUCUACAGACUCUCCGUGUCCAGGAACACCAUCCCCCUCGAGAGGUACAUAGGUAACCUGAUGUUGGAUGCACCGUUCCCAACAAUGGAGAGACCUCGAGUCCAGCUGUUCAUUGGAUGUGAGCAGAUUGUCUUCUCCCUACCGGUACAGACACCUCUCCCCCUCAGUGUCUUCACCCACUGGUCGCUACUGGCAACCCUGGACCCUCCCACCCUCCUCUCCCUCCACUCUCUCCUCAUUCUGGAACAGAAGAUGGUCCUCACGUCUGCCCGCCCUGCCCUCCUCACCUCCAUCGGGGAAGCUCUUCGCUCCGUCCUCUUCCCCUUCUCCUGGCAGUGCACCUACAUCCCCAUGUGUCCCCUCGCCUUCUCCAACUACAUGCAGGCCCCCGUCCCAUUCAUCAUUGGUGUGGACAGUCAGUAUUUCAAUGUGUUCGAGAAGCCGUCUGAUGUCUGUGUCGUGGACCUCGAUACUUCCACCAUCACUCUGAGCAACGAGGCCAGAUCCCUGCUCACCCAGAAACCUCUCCCUUCGAAACCACUGAGGACCCUGAAACAAGACUUGAAGAUGCUGGCAGCAGAAGUUGCAGACCUCAACCCUGGCAUUGGAUUUGCGGUGGAGGUGACACCCAUAGAGUCUGACCUGUCGUACAAGACUGACCUGGAGCAGAUAGACGUGAAAAUACGAGAGGCAUUCCUCAGAUUCCACGCCACCAUCCUAUGUGACUACAGGAUGUGUCUGAGACCUCUGCUCUGUGCUCCGUCAGAGAGAUCUCGAGAUGCAUCUCUUCUCUUCGACCAGCAGCAGUUUCUGGAGCACAUCCCCGUUGCCGAGUGGCCUUUCUUCCGCCAUCUCUUCGACACACAACUCUUCUGCGUCUUCGUCGAACAGAGGAGCUUCGUUCACUCGGAGAGCACAGCCUUGCUUCUUUGACGCGCUGACACUGAGAGCUGAAAGGAGAUGUGUCCACCAGAUUGCUGGAUUUUAAGUCUGAAGUCAGCAGGUAUGUAUGCCACCUUCUC